This is a messenger RNA of Gaeumannomyces tritici R3-111a-1, 345 nucleotides long. RefSeq lists its product as hypothetical. The coding region runs from base 1 to 345 and encodes 114 amino acids. NCBI's taxonomy places the organism in Eukaryota, Fungi, Ascomycota, Sordariomycetes, Magnaporthales, Magnaporthaceae. The record is from RefSeq and is a predicted model, not a curated record. The transcript has 2 exons.
AUGAAGUUCCUCUCUGUCCUCACCAUCCUUACCAGCCUGGCCGCCGGCCUGUCGCUCGUCGCCGACAAUGCUGUCCUGGACGACGCCACGGCCGGAGCCCUAGAGAAGCGGGCCCUGUUACCGGCUAAGCCAGCUGCCGGCAAGGCUGCCGGCGGCGGCGGGAGCCCCUCGCCCGAGCCCGCGGGCGGUGCCAUGCUCAUCUGCCGGCACGCCAUCACGCCCGCCAAGGUGCACAGCAUGGCGGGCGUCGUCGACCACAGCAAGACGGACGCGCUCAUGAAGAGCCUCGGCGGCCACCACGUCGAGGUCAUCGUGGGCAACGACAACCUGGGCUGGAAGGCCUAG